ACUGUUGUACUUACCGUAGAUACAGAUUAAGGCCGUAGGUAUAAAUUGUGAAAAAAUAAUAAACACAAACCACAGACCACACACAGAGAUUAGAGGUGACACAAACAAGACUUUUCCCACGUUUUAAUUUGUGUUGGUUGGUUCCACUGUUCUCAAAACGGCCGGUACAUUUCAACCUUGCAUUCCAAUAUUCUCAAAAUUUCUGAACUUUCAACAUCCUCAUCGUGGUACGAAUGCAAAAUUCGCAAAUUAUUUUGAGAGGAACGGAAUACUUUGAAAAUGUUUUAAAUACAUAAUACCAUGGGUUGGCAGCGCUCACAGCAUGGCCGGUGAAUCCUGCACUCCAUUGGCCAGUUCAAAUCUGGUACAGCCGCUCCACAAUUUGUGGGCACCUAACGUUUUUUCUUGGCGGUAAAAACCACUCAAGUGAUUUUCUUGCUUAUUUUCGUGUAAAAAUGUCUCAUUUAAUGAGAAUUUUACGUGCCGAUGAGCGCGAGCGCGCAUCUCAAGACACCCGAGCCACCAGCACACCUCAGAGUGGGUCCCCCAAUGUCUCUUCCCCAAGUAUUUCCACCAUUUCAAGGGGAGAAGAACCGAUGGGAGAUGAAAACAACAACGAUAAUACCACAAGUGGAACUAUCGAUUACGGAACAUCAUCUCCGUCCGAAUCUCCUUCAGAAGCUUCGAUCAUUAGAGAUCGAACUGUAAAACCUCUCAAAUGGGAGAAUUUCUGGAGCGCCUUGAAACCAAAAAAUGAAGAGAGCCUUUAUUUUAAAAUAAUGACUCAACCUGACCAGUUAGAAAGCAUCGCAAUUGAGCUGAUGGACGCCUACAAGUCCAAUAAAGAAACUGCUAUUAUUUCCAUUCUCCAGCUUUUUGUCGACCUGAGUGGUUACAAAAAGUUAUCAAUUGGCGCAGUUUACGAUUUUGAGCGGGAAAAUGCAAGUCAAGUCGUCCAGCAAAUGCAGUAUGACUUACUGGAGGAAGAACUUAAAAAUACCGGAAAAUUCCUCUUUAUGAAACCAACAAGUUUUGCAAAGGGCGCCGAACAGAUUCUUGCCCAGUUUUUGGACCAUUUAUUAAGCCAAGCACUCAAGUCUCAAGUCUUAUUUGACGAAGUUUUUGCACCACACGUCUUCCAAUUCGUUAAGUGUAUGUGCUUCAGCAGAAUGAGUGGUCCCUACGUCACUGGCCUUCUGCUAGUAAUAAAUAUGAUAACGUCGUUUUUGAAACUGCACCAACAAAUAAUUGCUUCAAGGAACGACAUUGAUUCGAAAAGUUCGGCAAUACAAAAAGAUAUCGAAAACCACAUUGACUUUCUUUACCUAAUUUUUGACAAACAGUGUUUCAUAGCUGAUAAAAGAUGGGCUCUCGUUAAAAUAAGGGCAAGUCAGGAGUUGUUUCAUUGGACGCGCUUCUACCCCGACAUCUUCAUACUGAAACGUCGUUGUUUAGGGCCCUUAAUGAAAAUGAUUUUAAACCAGAACGAACUGGUCCGCUUGGCGGCUCUAACAACCGUUGAAAAACUGAUACGUUGUGAGGAAAUUUCAACCGUACUGAAACAACGAAUUGAAAUAUGCUUGAAACUUGUCUCAGGUCGAUUUGUUGAUGUCAGUUCUCAAGUGGCUGUAAAAGCAGCAAAUAUCUUCACCGCAGCCACUGAGAGCUUCCUGGACAAAAUCAGCGAGGAAUAUAAGAAGAAACUGGUUCAGGAGAUCUUUCACAAAGACAUAACUUUGGGUAAAGCAGCCGGGAGAUUUCUAGUAACUUAUCUUCGCCGACAAAACAGCAAUGGGGAACAACUUUUACUCUCACUUGUUGUAACAGCAUUCUCAAAACGGGAGUUUUUAGAACAACUUCCAGUUUUUCUCGAAUCAGUUUUUGAGUUUGCCGAUGAGUUGAAAGACUGGCCGUUGUUUGUACAAGUGUUACUAAACGAAGACAUUCGUCAAGGUGCCAAAACAGCUCUUAUUAAGAUUUUAAACGAGUGUGCGAGGUACGUCCUCACUGGGAAAUUUUCCUACUCCAGACAAGUAAAACAAGGACCACGGAACGAUAAUGAACAUAUUAACUUAGCAAAUGCCAUAAUCCCCCAUUUCACACAAUUGCUAAUUGCGUUUCAAAGCGAAAAAGUGAGUUUGCAAAAACUAAUUGAACUGUUGUCUUUUAUGGACAGUAGUGUUUGUCGUGAUGAUAACUUGGACGAUGAAUUUAAUAACAUUUUUUCAAUAUUAAAAAAAAUGUUUAUGGCAACUAUUGAUCGAACCUUGCUUCAAAAUAUAACAAACGUGUUUGCUGUUUUCGGUUGCAAUGACAGGGUUGAAAGUUUAAAAACAUGGAUCAAGUCCCUAUCCGAGGAUCUCAUGCAAAUGUCUCCCGAUUGUGACAAAUCGUUGCUGAAACAAAUAAGGGAAAAGACUCUGAAAGCUUCAAUCCUGUUUUCGCGCUUUGACUUGAUAACAGUUCUCCGAUGGCAAGACAUUUGGCAAGUUUGGGAAACCAACUUCAAGCUGCUCAAAUAUUUGGUAGUUUGUUGCAAAUGGCACUUGAUUUGGCGUUUACGCCAAGUUAUGCGCCUUCCUAAAAGUAGCAAUGGAAGUAAUGGGAGCGAACCCACUGACCUCCACCUCUACAUUGACUGCAAAGCGUUUGCUUAUGGAUGUUUGGAAAUGCUUGAGCGCGAGAAGCCAAGUCCAGACUUAUUCCUGGUAUUGGAAACUUUUUGUGACCUUUAUACCGAUUUUGACACCGAACUUAAACGAAAACGCGAAUAUUCUCACUUUGUGAUCGGAAUUACUGAGCCCACGGGUUUGCAAAUUCUAUUUAACUUCGUAACACAGCACGUGAUUGAGAAUAGGGAGAUGCCUUUGAAACAACGCCAGAAUCUGCUAAGGAAAGUAAUCAACGUUUUGAAUUUGAAUAUAGUGCCCUUUGAAUAUCUUUCAAAGAUAUUGCGUUUCUAUCAUACGCAUUACGCCGACUUUGGUUACUUGAUGGACCACCUCUUUGGCCAAUUGAAAGCAACCCCUCCUGCGCUAUCUUUAAUAAUUAUGCAUACAUUGGCCGAAAUUUAUCAGGAAAUACUGAAGACACGACAGACUGUUGAUCUUCAGACUGAACAAGCGGGAUUCUUAAAACACUUAGCCAAAAAAUUCGCUUCUAUUAAAGAAAUGAAGUCGAAUAAUGACAGUCUCAAGUUUAUUACACAAGCCCUAAACUUCUCUUUCCGAACCCAACAACAUUAUCCCUUCUUGUACUUCGCAAGGUAUUUUGCAAAACAUUUAAGUGAAGAUGGAAAAAACGAAGCGUACGAAUUAUUUACAAAAUCGGUUCCUAAAGAAACAACACAGAACGAGAUAGUCUUGCUGUUUGGAAGAACUCUCAAAUGAGUAGAUAAGUUCUUUGAUAUUUAUUCGUCAACUAAUGUUUUAAUACGUGUU
Messenger RNA from Tribolium castaneum (red flour beetle), 3440 nucleotides. RefSeq lists its product as uncharacterized. Gene Ontology annotation, cellular component: cohesin complex; nucleus; chromatin. Gene Ontology annotation, biological process: sister chromatid cohesion. Gene Ontology annotation, molecular function: chromatin binding. NCBI's taxonomy places the organism in Eukaryota, Metazoa, Arthropoda, Insecta, Coleoptera, Tenebrionidae. The record is from RefSeq and is a predicted model, not a curated record. The coding region runs from base 456 to 3389 and encodes 977 amino acids. The transcript has 17 exons.